Vitrella brassicaformis is the source of this 1296-nucleotide messenger RNA. Lineage: Eukaryota; Vitrellaceae. The record is from the annotation of a GenBank genome assembly.
CUCAAGGGAUUUUCAGUUGCCCGUAAAUUGGGCUGAGUCUGUCAUGGAUGAGUAUGGCAUCCACCCGCCCAUGGCACACACAAUUAGUCACGUCGCCCAUUCAAACCCACUUAGUCUCAUUCCACCACUGCUCACACAGACAGACCCUCUCAGCCUAUCCAAUCCACCAACACCACCCAAUCGCCACCCGGCUUACAGCACUCACCCCUCACACCAGCACCAUCCCCCCAUCGAUGACCUCACGCUCGACGCCGAAUGGCCGCAGCACACGGCGCCACAGGGGCUCCGACACGGGAAAGCACACACCGAGUGGAGCCGGCGCAUCGGCAGCACAUGGCUCGGUCGUGUGCAGACUGAUGCGCCCUGACGCCACCCACAAAAAGGCGGCGACGGUGUCGUUGGGUCUGAAGCCGCUGACAAUCACAUGACGAUCAUCAACCGCCUUUGCAUAAUUCAGAUCGCCCAGGUCCAAGCGCCAGUGUACAGCGAUGCCCUGAUCCUCUGUGAUGCCCUCAGUCAGCAGACGGCCAUAGAGAGGGUCAUCACGGCCGAUGAUUGCAGGGGUAGAGCCAGUUGUCGACCCAGCGAAUGGCGGGGUCGGUCCGCUUGUAGCCGUCAGCAUAGCGAUGGCCGCCCGGCAGAUCACCAAAUGGCACCACACGAAACGACUCAUUGCCAAUCCGAUAGCCCCCAUUGUCGGCUUGCUGCAGCGCCAGGCUGGUCCCUUGGUAUGUCAGCAGGUGGCCGAGCAGCCGAUAGAUGGCCAUGGCGUCGGGCAGCUGGUGGAAAGCCGUCUUGCUGGGCAGGUGGGCCAUCAGCCACUGAGCCGACAGCACCAGGGGCAGCCCACUGGCAGGCGUGAGACCAUAGAUGGCGGCCAGGCGGAUGAACCACCCUAUCCGACGCCUCUCAUCGGUGCCCUGCUCCAGCACAUAGGCCACCCGCAGCACAUAGGUGAAUGGGAGAGGGGCGGUGCGGUGCAUGUCGAUGAGGCCGGUGAGUGAGUGGCGGGCGAGGCAGCCGUCAAUGCGCUCGACCAGCAGAGCGGCCGUGAUGAUGGACGUGCCGAUGGUGCGGGAGGUGUUGCGGAGAGAGGCCACAUCAGGCAGCUGCAGGCACGCCACCAGCCGCCCACGCCACACCUCAAAAGGCACGGAGGACGCCAUCAAUCAGUCACCACAAGUCAGUCAGCAGAUGCCGACGACCACCAAUGGACAUCACCGGCUGAUUGAUGCAAUGGCUCAUCUGCUACAUGACGAACGUCGUGGCUGUCGAUGAACGUGACGAACGAGAGAU